This is a messenger RNA of Sycon ciliatum, 1580 nucleotides long. Its product is annotated as synaptogyrin-1-like. Gene Ontology annotation, cellular component: neuromuscular junction; synaptic vesicle membrane. The transcript has 5 exons. The record is from RefSeq and is a predicted model, not a curated record. Lineage: Eukaryota; Metazoa; Porifera; Calcarea; Leucosolenida; Sycettidae. The coding region runs from base 244 to 780 and encodes 178 amino acids.
GUGGAAUCUCGUGCAGCAGACAGGUAGAUCUACAUGAUACACGUGCGAAUGCCACACACCUUGGAUGUGAGGGACUGGGCGCGAUUCCACGGCAAACUACCAGUAGCUAACAUCAAGAAGAAGAAAAAAGGCGAAGAUCGAUAACGCUGCUUUGACCUAGGGCCAGUAGGGGUAACCGUUGAGAGAGAGAGCCAGGAUUUUCACCCGUCUUGAUAGGAAGUGUUACAGGAGACUGCUGGCAGAAUGGUUGAAGUAAUGACCUUGGCCUCGGCCAUUAUAAGCGGACUGAACUGUUUCUUCGCUAUCAUCGUCCUCGCCGUCGUGUCGGGAGAGCUCAAUUACAACCUCGGCGACAACGUCAACAUCUGCCAGCUGGGGUCGUCGGAGAGCACAGAGUCCUUGAGGGAUUACCGUGGCUGCGAUGCAGGGACAUCCAUUGGUAGCAUUGGCCUUGUGGUCGGCCUGAUCUUCACAGUGUUCGCGGUCAUCGAGGUAAUCAAUGAGAGUGCGCUCUCCUUCCUCCAGCAGAAGAUGGUCUUAAUCAUCCGUGGUGCGGUGGCAGGUUUCCUGGCCUUCCUCUGGCUAAUCUGCUUUGGCAUCGUCGUGGACGAGUACAAUAGCAAUUCGGUUGCAAAGACAAACGUAUUCAGUGGCCAGUCCGGCGCCCAGGCCGUGGCUGCAUUCAGCUUCUUCUCCAUCCUCACCUGGGCUGCUGUUGCCGUCAUCCUGAUCGUGUUCCGAGCCCGCGGUGGACCAGCAGGCACAGCGGGUCCGGCAUAGGGACCUACCAGCCUCAGUUUUCGAUCACGCGUCCGCAUGUGUGUGCACGUGUGUAUGUGUUGACUGCUCGGUGUGCGAGACCUUUUCCACAUCUCAUCACGGCGCGACAGAUCUACCCCACGGCUGGUUUAGUCAAGUGAAUGCUCCGUCGGUCUUUCCUCGUUUUCUCCGUCUGUCUAUCUGUCUGCCUGCUUGCCUGUUUGUCUGCCUUUUUGUUUGUUUGUCCCCAUGUCUGUCUCUCUUUCUCUCUGUCUGGUUGUAGAUGUGUCUGUAUGUCUCCCUCCUCCCACCUCCUCCCACCGCUUUAGGAACUGCAUCUGCGCAUUGAUGCUUGAAGGGUGGUGGCGUUCCUACGGACGCGGAAAACUCGGCCUCUAGCCGAGUCUGACGUGAACCGUGAAUUCAUCUUUCUUCUGCUGUAUGUCUGUAUGUCUGUCUGUCUGUCUGUCUGUCUGUCUGUCUGCCUGUCUCUUUCUCUCUCACUUCUCUCUCUGUGCCUGCUGGUCAUCCUAGGACACAGUCCGUACGGUCGCGAUGCAUACAGCAUGCAUUUUGGACCUGUGUGCUUUUAUAAUUCUUUAUCUGAUCCAUUUCAGCGGAUCACCAUUAUCAUUGAGAUUGGCUGCAUAUCGUAUGAACAAAUAUUGCCUAUAAUUUCCUUUUCUGGCACUACAGCAUCAUAUAACUGCACCCCCCCCCCCCGCACCUCCCAGCGAAAUCGUUAUAUUGCUCUUUUUUGUCUCUCUACGGCGAAUCCUACGACAAUUCUGAAUGUUUUACUUCAAGUGCCGGUACUUACA